Messenger RNA from Fomitiporia mediterranea MF3/22, 906 nucleotides. RefSeq lists its product as uncharacterized. The record is from RefSeq and is a predicted model, not a curated record. The transcript is spliced from 3 exons. Lineage: Eukaryota; Fungi; Basidiomycota; Agaricomycetes; Hymenochaetales; Hymenochaetaceae. Gene Ontology annotation, cellular component: mitochondrial large ribosomal subunit. Gene Ontology annotation, molecular function: structural constituent of ribosome. Bases 42 to 629 code for a protein of 195 amino acids.
GCAGCCGCAAGUGCAACACGAGCUUGAGGCGCCUCGCUAACAUGAAACAGCCGCCGCCGUCACUGUCGUUCGUCAAGUUUGCACGGAGUUACGCGACGAGGAGAGCUGUCAAGCCAUCCCCUAAAAUUGUAGACCCACUCACAACGAGUCCGAAUGCUGAAAUCGCUCAUUUCCCAGAUGGGCUAACUUUCAUCCAUCGGCCACCUCCGACUGCUCCAUCUCCAUUUUCAACAACAGUCCUCCCUGCUUCGCCUUUGUUGGCCCAAAGCACAAAAGCCAACACAGCCGAGUCAUCAAGCACUGAGCAAUCGACGCAAUCGACGGUAUCAGUACCGCCACGUAUGCGCAAUGAACGGAAGUUCCCUAGCAACCGUGUGCUUUCGGAAGCCGACUUUACUCGUAUGCGGGAACUUCGGGCCUCGAAUCCUUCAUACUACACACGCGGGCGCCUUGCAAAGGAGUUCAAUUGCCCACCUUUUCUUGUUGCUCAGCAAGUCCCUCUAGACAGACGGGUGAAGAAAGAGACAAUCGAAAAGUUGGAGACAGAGCAUGAAAAGAUACGCUCACAAUGGGGCGAGCAAAAGACGAUGGCGAUGGCAGUCAGAAAACGGAGGAGAGAAUUCUGGUAGAGGCAUGUGCCCUGAUGCCGUUUUCGUCGAUUACUUAUUUUUAUCACCACUCUUCAGUGAGGCGCUAAAAACACUAAUGCUGGAAACGGGACUGAGUUUAUUCUGUCGCUAGAACUUCCCUGGCUCAGGAAGUCACCAUUUAUUGCCGACUGCAAAGCAUCAUAGCACUUACCAUAAGUAUGAUGAGAGGCAAGCUACUGGUAGACAAGAACGUAACAUUCGUUAUCUGCCUCGUUAAUUGUAUCGGGAAGAACAGAAGUCACUCUUCCUACACGCC